Molecule: messenger RNA, 970 nt
Organism: Lytechinus variegatus (green sea urchin)
Lineage: Eukaryota; Metazoa; Echinodermata; Echinoidea; Temnopleuroida; Toxopneustidae
Exons: 2
Coding region: 89-436 (115 amino acids)
Source: RefSeq, a predicted model, not a curated record
AACUUUGGUCAUUUUCAGAUGAUGAUGACAAUGGUGCCACUAAUUGGCUGAAGCACAACACUGGUCCACAGGACAUUUUAGCUAAAAAAUGAAGCAACCAGCACACAAGAGGAAACAAUGGAUUAAGGAGGAUAAUCCUAAUACUGCAGCCAUAUUUCAGAAGUAUCCCAGGCUACUGGACACAGGCAUGGUGGAACAAGAUUUUGAGGUUACAUUGAAUGAGAAUCCUGAUGCUCUUUUUAAGUCAUGGCCCCGAACAGCUCAAGGCAUUGCAAGUUAUGUAGAAAAGACACACCUAGGAUACAAGGAUACUCUGAAUUUAGUUCAUUCAAAAGUAGAUGAAGAGGAAUUUGCAGGGUUCUCUCAAUGUAAGUUUUCAGCUUAUUGUACUCGUCAGCAAAAAAAAGGCCUGAUGGCCUCUGUUAUAAAAGGUUAGAUAAGUUACAUGAGAUGAUAUGCUUUCAUAUUAUAUACAAUUCUGAUCCUUUUCAUGCGUUUUAUUCAUUUCAAAAGGAAAUAUGAAAAGUGAAUCUGAUUAUUCUCAAAUGUUAUAUUAUCAAAUGUUUAGAAUCACUUGCAAAAUGCGUGUACUGACUGAAAUACUAUGAAUUGUAUAUAAAAUGAAAGCAUAUUAUCUCAUCUCAGAAAAAAAUAUGAAAUAAGUCACAACCAUUGAAGCGUUGCGAGUUAAGCUUCAAUGAACACAGAAAGGUGUGAAAUAUGGAAUUGAGUGCAAAUCAAAGGCUAUUCUUUCCUCUUUCAUAUGAUAUACAUAAUUCAUCAUAUUUUAUGAUAGCUAAGUUAGGGAUUUGGGGGUUCCAGAAUAGUUCAUCUCCUUAUUUUGCAUUGUUUUAUGUAGUGUACAAGUAAUAAUGAUGAUGAUAAAGAUAAUGGUAAAUGUAACAUUUAUAGAUCUUUGUAUAUUUCUCCAUCUCUCUCCCUCUUUCUUUCUAUCUCUCUCCCUCUCCCC